Molecule: messenger RNA, 858 nt
Organism: Colletotrichum phormii
Lineage: Eukaryota; Fungi; Ascomycota; Sordariomycetes; Glomerellales; Glomerellaceae
Exons: 1
Source: RefSeq, a predicted model, not a curated record
AGUCACCCCAGUUGAGACGGCACCUAGCACUUCACCAUUAUCAGAUUACACGAGAGGGCCAUGUUUUACAACGAUCGUGGUGAUUUGCUAUCUAGCUUGUCUGGCGUAUUUCCCUGCCAUCCUUUUCCUAUGCGAGCCAAGAACCAGUCCUGGAAGAUCCAUGCUAUCCUCAACGCCAAAAUCUCAGAAAAGCCAGAGUUUGUCCCCAUGUCUAUGGAUGCGUGCCCCCGUACCUCGUCCAAGUCUCAUAAAAAUGUCGUGAACCUUUCGACAAUACAUUCCGAAAGGGCAAGAAAAGUUUGUUACAGAGGCCACCGCGAGCGCUUAGAUGUGGUGUCUAGCGCGGAGGGAGCGGCGACCGUGGGCUCUCUUCUUCUGCCAGACCAGGACCUCGGUUGUGCCAGACUGGCAUUUGGUGCCAGGAGCCAUACUCAUGAGCACCGACCACUGUCCAGAGGCACAACGCUGGAAAUGAGUGCCGGAGACGCAGUUCCACUGGCCCUCGGGGUGCAGGUCUUGCCGGGAGUCAUGGAGCCGUCAGUUGCAUCACCAGAUCCGGCACCAGGCGAGGGAGCUGCGGAUGGAGUGGCAGAGGGAGCAGCCGAGGGGGCAGCAGAAGGGGCGGCCGAGGGAGCGGCUGCCGUAGUGGGAGCAGGCAUGGCGGUGGGCGCCGCAGAUCCUUCGGUGCACUCUUCGCUGGGUGAAGCCGGAACGCUGACGGUCGCGAGUGUGGUCGGUCGGGCAGAGUUGCUAGAGGCCGGGACGGUGAGGAAGACGCCGCCAGGGCUAAUGGGAGUCAGUGUAAUUACAGUGACAAGGAGUGAGGUACACUUACAGUCCAGCAGAUGAAGAGGCGCC